GAUCGAGGCGAGAAACCGUUCGUUUUCGUUGUGACGUAAUCUAAACGCCAGUUAAGGAACGAUAAUAUUUUUACUGUUUAAAAUCGAAAUUUUUAUGUGAAGGGUCAGCCGUGGGUAGUCUGGGUUAGCCUGUCUUCUACUUAUUCGGCAGAGCAGUGGAGUAGACUGGCCCACAGAGUCGAAGGAUGGCUUCCAAAGACUUAGAUCGAAGAGCGGAAGUUCGUGAGAAACCCCUGCAGGUGCUUUGUCACAAGAGGGAUGCGUUACUCGAUGACGUUAUUAGACCCAUGGAUUGCGAAGAAUUAAAAGAAUCCGGCAUCGAGGAAUCCGGAAUUUACACAGUGUGUCCGAGGGGAAGAACAAACGAACCUCUUUUUCCCGUGUACUGCGACAUGGAAAAAGACGGAGGAGACUGGACAGUGUUCGAGAGAAGAGGAGACUAUGGUAAACCAGCUAACUAUUUUUACAAAAACUGGGAAGAUUACCGCCAAGGUUUCGGCGAAUUAAACAAAGAAUUUUGGUUAGGACUGGACAAAAUACAUUCAUUAACGGCUCAAGGAAAUUACAUGCUGAGAAUUAAGAUGGUAAAAUUUGAAGAAUCUGGAGAUUAUUAUGCCGUUUAUUCAAAUUUUAAAGUUGGUAGCGAAGACGAAGAUGACAAAUUGAUGUUCGAUAACUUCGUUGAAGGAAAUAUAGGUGAUUCUUUAAGUCAUUUUAAAAACAAUAGAUUCAGCACAUACGAUAAUGGAUUCUGGAAGGAAAUCUGCACAAGAUUGAAGUUAGGCGGAUAUUGGUUCAAUCGAUAUCUAUCCUGUUAUAAUCACAGAACUCCUCAUGGAAACAAUAAAAGCUACAAGUGUGCCGGUGGAAUGAUAUGGUUCGUUAAUGGUAACUUGAUACAAGUAGAGUCGGUGGAAAUGAAAAUCCGACGAAUGGAAUAAAACAUAUUUUCAAUUUACCAGUUUCGUAUGUAACUGCAUUUAUCGUGAAUAUUAAUUUAUAUUUGUAUUUUAUAAAAUCAAUUGAAUGGUUGAAUGUAUACGUAAAUAAUACACGAAAACUGCUAAUUGCUACUAAGAAUAAAAUAUUAUUAAUGUAAACAUUAUUCACUGUAUUCACUUAAUUCCAGAAAUUUAAAUAAAG
Molecule: messenger RNA, 1143 nt
Organism: Centruroides sculpturatus (bark scorpion)
Lineage: Eukaryota; Metazoa; Arthropoda; Arachnida; Scorpiones; Buthidae
Product: techylectin-5A-like
Exons: 6
Coding region: 186-941 (251 amino acids)
Source: RefSeq, a predicted model, not a curated record